CUUUUUUGUUUCCAGCCUAGAAAUGGUACCAUUGAGGUUUGCACUACAAUUCCAGUUCUCUACUGGGGCAGUCGGUUUUUUGACUCCCUCGGGAACGAGUACGAAAUUGGGAGAACGUGCACAUUUUAAUUGGUUAAGUCAGGGAAAUCGAUCUUUUUGAAAACUGUUAAGUGCGUUCACUCGUGCCCUAGUGAGCUAGGAUGGCAGCGUGGGGUUCGUUGAAAGUGGGGGGUCCCUCCACUACGACCACCACCUGCAGCAGUAACACCCGGCUAACGCGAACCCCCAGCAAAGGUGGAGUCGCAGGGUUGUUCAGUGACACGCUAACCGCUGCGCUUGGAAAGCGAAAGAAUCGCUUCAAGGAAAUCACCGAAGAGCUCAACCAACGGAUCAACAAGGAGGAAAAGGACGAACCCUACCAGAAGCCGCUGUUCAACACCGACAAAAUCAAACGCAUCAUGGAGCGGGUCAUCGAGAAGCAGUUCGAUGUGGACGAGGAGGAGAUGCGCUACAUUUACGAUCCGUCGAAGAACUUGCAAAUGUGUCAGAACAUAGCCAAGCAGAUCAAGGAUCGGAUUAAGCAUAUGAACUACAAGCGGCAUCGGAUCAUCAGCCUGGCUACCAUUGUCGAAAAACAACAGCAGGGGGUGCACUACAAAAUGAAGUAUAUCUUGGAUCCCAAGAUGGAUGACUACAUUCGGCACUAUCACGAGACGCCCCAUUUCUAUAUAAUUGCAACUGUGAUUUUGGUGCACAAAGAUUAAGUCUUUUGGAGAAUUAAUGCUAUAAGUUAUACACAAUAAUUGUAUUGCGUCGAAAACUGACCGCUACAAAUGAUAUAAACAUUGCAUAUAAAUUGUUCAAUGUGUUUCUACACACGU
Messenger RNA from Aedes albopictus (Asian tiger mosquito), 881 nucleotides. RefSeq lists its product as uncharacterized. Gene Ontology annotation, biological process: microtubule-based movement. NCBI's taxonomy places the organism in Eukaryota, Metazoa, Arthropoda, Insecta, Diptera, Culicidae. Gene Ontology annotation, molecular function: dynein intermediate chain binding. The record is from RefSeq and is a predicted model, not a curated record. Gene Ontology annotation, cellular component: cytoplasmic dynein complex; cytoplasm. The transcript has 3 exons. The coding region runs from base 201 to 764 and encodes 187 amino acids.